Molecule: messenger RNA, 1797 nt
Organism: Xenopus laevis (African clawed frog)
Lineage: Eukaryota; Metazoa; Chordata; Amphibia; Anura; Pipidae
Gene: cltb.L
Product: clathrin, light chain B L homeolog
Exons: 6
Coding region: 186-857 (223 amino acids)
Biological process (GO): clathrin-dependent endocytosis; intracellular protein transport; vesicle-mediated transport
Cellular component (GO): postsynaptic endocytic zone cytoplasmic component; synaptic vesicle membrane; clathrin vesicle coat
Molecular function (GO): clathrin heavy chain binding; structural molecule activity
Source: RefSeq, a predicted model, not a curated record
GUCCUCCCUUUUCUGGGGAGCAGCAGCAGCAACAGCAAUAGUCGCAGAGACAGAGCAGAAGACGCCGCUUGUACACUGGGAAUGGCUUGUGUCUGAUUCCCUCUGAUCUCUGGAUUUACCGCUCACGAGUAGUCACACUUUCUAAGCGUUUAUAGGCAGAUUAGCAGCAGGCGAUCAAACCGAUCAUGUCUGACGAUUUCGGCUUCUUUGAAACGGGCGCUGCAGGGGAGACGGACGAGGAUCCAGCCGCUGCUUUCCUGGCCCAACAGGAGAGUGAAAUUGCUGGCAUAGAGAAUGACGAAGGCUUUGGGGUAGUGCAAGAGGACAGCCCGGUAGAAGAGGCUGAAAUGGUUGAUUUCAAUGACUUUGGGACAAUUCCAAUGAAUGGAGAACUCUACCAGGAGACCUCAGAUUAUACUGAUGGAUAUUCAGCAAUAGCACAGGCUGAUCGACUGACCCAGGAACCAGAAAGCCUAAGAAAAUGGAGGGAGGAGCAGAAAAAGCGUCUGGAGGAGCUGGAUGCAGCCUCAAAAGUGACGGAGCAGGAGUGGAGAGAAAAGGCAAAGAAAGAUUUAGAUGAGUGGUAUCAGAGACAAAGUGAACAGACAGAGAAAAACAAGGUAUCAAACAGGAUUGCGGACAAAGCGUUUUACCAGCAACCUAACGCUGAAGUUAUUGGUUACGUAGCAUCGGAUGAAGCCAUGGCGUCGGAUACAAAGGAAGAGGAAACUGGCACAGAAUGGGAGAAAGUGGCCCGUCUUUGUGACUUCAAUCCUAAGAGCAGCAAACAGUCAAAAGAUGUAUCUCGUCUACGAUCAGUCUUAAUCUCCUUAAAGCAGACACCUCUAUCUCGCUAGCUUUGCCUUUCCUUUACACAUCACUCCCCUGCAUUACAUGAUACCAAAGAAACGUUGAAGGCUGGGGCAAGUAACCGUAUGUGAUGCCCUCUGUUAAGCCAGCCAUUUAUUUUUCCCCACAGUGCAGAAGUCUACUGAAAUCGAAAAUCGUUCCAGUAUGUCAAAGUUACUACUAGUUGUCCUUAUAUUAGGUUGUUUCCGUUUAAAAGGGGCAUGUGUCAGAUAGGAUUCUUAGGUUAGUAUGAUGAACCUUCUUUUGCUUCGAGUAUCUGUAUUAAAGGUUGCUUCUUUUUUGAAUGGUGUAUAUAGCACAAUAAGACCUGGCUGGAAGAAGAAGAACCUAAUGUAUAAGGCGUAAAUCAUCAUGACAUGUUGAGAUGGUUCAUUUCAAAGCAGAGGAUUUGAAAACCUAUUCACAUACACAUAACUGCAGCUUUUGCCAGCACCACAGGUUCAUUACUCUGAUCAUAUCUUAAUCUUUCCACCAGCAACUGAUUUGUUAUGUGCUGGAUUACCCUUCAGUAUAAGUUUUAUAGAUUACUAUGGAACUACCAUUCCAAUCAUAUGUAUUGAACCUCCUCAGAGAUUGGCAAGUGACUGGGUGGAAACCAUAACUAUUAAAACAUUUACAAGCACCCUAAACUCACUUCUAUAUGAACCUUUCAGUAAUAAUAGGGCCUCAUAUAAUAAGGCCUAUAUAUAAGAUGCAAUGUUCGCAUUUAGGGGCUCAGACACAGAUGAUAAAUGAGUUGAGAAUAUAUACUGUUAAUUAUUUUAAAAGAUUCUACAAAUGGGGCAUUUUGCAACAGUGUUGGCUAAACGUAUUCUGUUUGAAUUAAUCAUUAAACUGAGUGUUAUGUUUUUAAUGGCAGGGGGUGGGAUGAUUUUAUUAUGUUUUGGCAUUGCAUUCUAAAAAUAAAGAUAACAUUGGUGAUAGUAA